UGCUCACUGGCAAGGAAAGAGGAGGCUUUAUGAUACAUUGGGCCAUGACGCCUUCCUGAAAAACGAGGCCUCUUUGGAGUCCGCAAACAAAAAUGAGCAGUUGCAGCCCGAGCGCGGAAAAAACAUUUUUUCUGUGCAUUUGCAUAAACACAUUAAGACAUUCUUCCGAAGCAGAAGACAAGACCAUUGACGAUGAUGGAAGAGGUGCAUGAAGAGGCGCCCUGUCUGAGUGUUCAUGGUCAUAGCGUGAAGGUUACGGAGGUGCUUAAGGAAGGCGAUGGACUUACCUUUCUGAUUGUGUCUCAAAAAUUGUCUGGAACCGGGAAGUACCACGUGUACCGGACCUAUGAGGACUUUGAAUGGCUGCAGCAGCACCUGUUCACACAGGAAGGUGUCCCCGGAAUACAAGGGGUCAUAUUUCCUCCUCUUCCUGCAAAGGCGCAGGUGAAUGCAUCGGCUAAGGUCGUCAAACAGCUGGGUUUCCUUGCUUUGGAGGAGUUGCAGCCAUACUGUGCUGCACUGGAGGCCUUCCUCCACCAGGUGGCAGCCCAUAGCAUACUCAGCAAAAACAAAGAUUUAGAGAGCUUUCUCACCAGCUGUGAACCGCCAGGUCGACAGCGAGUGCGGAAAACCAUUUUCAACCGACUGAGUCAAGCUAUGGAAGAGAUGAGGAAAGAAAGCCACAAGGACGUGGACGAGUUCUUUCAAACCAAGCGAGACGUCAACCUCGCUCUAACCAGCGGCACCAAGAAUGCUGUGGAGAAAUUCCUGGACGUGGUACUGACGGAGCAAAAAAUAGCAGUGGCCUGUGGCCACUUUGCAGCCUCCCUGCAUUUGUGCGUGGAAUCAGAAGACGACCCUGACAAAGCGGCUUUUUCCAAGAUUUGUGUGAAAUUAUCAGACGUCUUUGAGUCUAUGAAGAAAAACAUGACAAACGUUGCGAAGAAUGACAUCAACACUCUUGGGCUGGGUUUGGAUCUGGAGUCACGCUAUCAGGAGGCGGAAAAGGAGAUGCUUUUCAGAAGGACUUGUAAAUUGUUGGAGUUAGAAACUGCCAGAAAGAAUGCAGAGAAGGCCAAACCAGUCAAGAAGGCGACUUUGGAGGAGGUGAAGAAAGCAGCAGAGACCGAAUUUGAUCAUAUUUGUGACGUGGCGAAGCAGGAGAUUGAGUACUUCCAGGGCGAUCGGGUGCAGAUGCUGCAGCAAGCUUUGGUGGACUGGUGUGAGAAGCAGCUGCACACCGCCAGAGAGAGCGCUGACCAGUACAACCAGCACCUUCAGGCCUUCAGAGAGCUGUGAGCCCCAAAUGCACAUCUGCUUUGUUAAAACAUGCUAAUGAGGGCUUGUCAAAGCCGCUAAAAAUCAUCGAUAACCUGCACACUACACUCUUCUUUCAUGUUCAAUGGGUUUUGUCCUCUGUUGCAUCACCUUGGAAUUCCUACCAAAUAAAGUGUGCAAAAUGUAA
Nerophis lumbriciformis (worm pipefish) is the source of this 1465-nucleotide messenger RNA. RefSeq names its product sorting nexin-6. Gene Ontology annotation, molecular function: phosphatidylinositol binding. Lineage: Eukaryota; Metazoa; Chordata; Actinopteri; Syngnathiformes; Syngnathidae. The record is from RefSeq and is a predicted model, not a curated record.